Messenger RNA from Cicer arietinum (chickpea), 742 nucleotides. RefSeq lists its product as uncharacterized. The record is from RefSeq and is a predicted model, not a curated record. NCBI's taxonomy places the organism in Eukaryota, Viridiplantae, Streptophyta, Magnoliopsida, Fabales, Fabaceae.
AUUCAAUUCAAAGCAUCUUAAGCCUUUUGUUACAUAGAUAUAUUAUCUAUUUUCUUUAUUAUUAUUGUUCAUCCUUUUUUUUCUUCUUGUUCAAAGUCAUAACAAAUUAAGCCAAUUUAUUAAUUUGUACUAAAAUGGCUUCCCUAGUUUGUGAAACUUUGGCUUAUGAUGGUGUCAAAGGGAUGGAAAUCAAGGGUGAUCUUCUCAUGUCACUAAUGGAAGAAUUACCAUGUGAUGAAAGUGAUGAUGAAAGGUUAGAUAGCUUAAUAAGAUCUUUUGAGGAUGAAAUAAGUGGAAGCAAGAUUGGAAAUCAUGAUUCACAAUUGAAGAGUGGUUUUGAAAAAAGUAGUGAAUCAUGGAACAUAGGACAAGUGGAGGAGGGAGAUGACUAUGGUGUUGAAUAUUGGGUUGAUAUGGAUUUAAUGCCAUCCUUUCAAUUUGAUGAUGGAAAUUGGGGAGCUAUUGAGUCUUGUGGAGAUGAGAAGGAUGUGAUGGUUGAUCAUUUAAUGAUGUGUGAUGAUGGGUUUGAUAUAGAAGAAAAUUCAUACAACUCUUUUUGGCAAGAUAAUUAUGAGAUGGGGUUGGUGCAUUAAUUUGAUAUUGCUUAUGUAUAGACUUUAGUUAUGUUGUAAUUAAUUCUCAUCUUUUUUAUUUGCUAUGUAUAAUUGGGCUAAAAUAUUGUCAAAAACAAAAUUGGCUGAAAUUAUAUGCAAUUAAACGGAGUUUAAUUUGGAAACCAAAA